Papaver somniferum (opium poppy) is the source of this 1932-nucleotide messenger RNA. RefSeq lists its product as uncharacterized. The coding region runs from base 719 to 1639 and encodes 306 amino acids. The transcript has 3 exons. NCBI's taxonomy places the organism in Eukaryota, Viridiplantae, Streptophyta, Magnoliopsida, Ranunculales, Papaveraceae. The record is from RefSeq and is a predicted model, not a curated record.
UAGCUUUCCCAACACAAUCGAAAACCCCCCAAUUUUCUCCCCCAAAAUUUUUCAUCUUCAUCUCCAAAUCUUAAAAAUUAGGUUUACCAGAAUCAAGUUUUUCAUCUUGUUGUUCUCGUAAAUUUCAGGACCAGAUCUGAUAUUUUUGUUGUGUGAAUCGGUGUUUGUAAUGGGCUGACUUGAGCGGCAGAAAAGCGGUGGUGGUAUUGCUGAAUCUCUCAAUUCCGAUCUAUUAGAUCGGGUGUUGAAAAAACAAAACCUCUAAUUGAAAAAUCUGAUUGAAAAUCAUUAUGUCUUGCUGCGGCGGAGGAGGAUUGAUGGAAUUUGGAAGAAUCGGUAGUGAAACUAGAAUGACAAAGAUGAAUAAACCUUCUUUAGAUAAACCGCCUUCAAAUAAUUCAUGUUCUCAUCUUCUUAAACAUAAUCGUCGUGGUAAUCUUAGUUAACAUUCGGCCUCAUUUUCUGCUCAAUUAGUAUUUCGUUUCGUUUAUUAUUCGUUCGUUCGUCUUUUUCUUUCGGAAUUUCUGUGUUUGAAUUGCGUUUGUCGAGGAAUUCAAGCUUGGGAUCUAGCUAAAGGAGGAGGAAUCACACGGUUUUCUCUCUUUGGUUAAGGGGGAAUUUGAAGUUUUGGUGUUUCGGUUCUAUUGGAUUUAAUUUUAUUGAGGAUUAUUCAGUUAUAUUUGAGAUUUGUUUAGUGGAACCUUUGUUUUUAUCAACUAUGGGAGAUUCUUCUCCUAGUGAGGACUCGGAUUCAGAAUAUGUAAAUAGCCUUCAUGACUUGGACCUAUUACAUGAAGAUUACAAUACGCAAUGCACUUUUACUGAAAAUAGUACUUUUGAAGACUACAUGUUAGGAGAGCUAAUACCUGGACUCUCUAAUGAACUGCAUUUGCGAGACACUCAUGAAGUGAUAUCAGAUACUGAUACAAGCUCGGAUGAUAUCAGUGAAGUAUGUGCCUUGACCAGGUCAGCAACAUUUCCAGGCUCCAAGAAAGAGAUGCCUGAUGAUGGAUCUCAUGAAGCUAGUGAAAAUCCACCUUACAAUCGCUCAACGUCUUUGCCUGUUCCGUUAAAAUCAGCCUUGAAAGGUGGUCGCGAGAAAUAUGGAAUGCCUCAUAAGAAACUCACGGUGACUUGGGCUCAUGAUGUGUAUGACCCACCUGUUACAUUAGUGUCGCAUUCAGUGAAGGGUGGCCACAGCCAUCACCGAUCUUCUAGAUCUAGCAGGAAGAGCAGCAGCAGCAGCAAUAGCAGCAAGCACAAACACAAGGGAGGGAAAUCUUCGUCAAGAAGCAGCAGUAGCAGCGAUGCCCACAAAAAGCAUCACCACCACCGGAAGCAUAGCGGUGGUCACUCUGAAUCACGUGCAAGGUCAGUUGAAUGCAGAGAUAGGUUAACUCCUCUCUCGAAUGCUAUGAAUCACAGCAGGGGGUACACUGAAUCACGUGCAAGGCCAGUUGAAUGCAGAGAUAGGUUGACUCCUCUCUUGAAUGCUAUGAAUCACCGAUCAACUGCUGAACUUUCAGACUUUUCUCUUGGUGCUCGCGCUUGUGCUUUGCCGGAGAACACCAAGUGUGGGACCAGCUAUUUCAUGAAGUCUUUGACGGAAUUGCAUUUACCAGUUGCUGAGGCCACAUAAACAUUCUAUAUGAAUUAUGACAUAUAUAUGUUACUUUGAGUCUCUGUCUCAGUUUUCUUUCUCUCUUGCGGCUUUUAUUUAUGGUUUUCUUUUUUUGAUGGAUGCACGUCUUUUUCUUAUGUUUGGGUUGGUGACAGACUUCCUCAUGUUAUCACGUACACUACUGAAUACGUGAAGAUGGCUACUGUUUAUAGUUUUUACCAAUGGUAAUAAACAAGUUUAGAAACAUUGUGAUGUAAAAUUUGGCUAUGGAUUUAAAUGUUGUUCUGAAUAGUUUGUGUUUCAUGUUUUAA